This is a messenger RNA of Klebsormidium nitens, 2615 nucleotides long. NCBI's taxonomy places the organism in Eukaryota, Viridiplantae, Streptophyta, Klebsormidiophyceae, Klebsormidiales, Klebsormidiaceae. The record is from the annotation of a GenBank genome assembly.
CCAGGUGAUCCCUCUGGAUCUGUCGAAGCACUGUAGGCAAGCACAUGCGAAAUGCAUUCUGUCGGCGCCAAGUCCUGCUCAAAGCGGCUGUCUCAGGCGCUUGGAGAGAACUACAGAACACGGCCCAUGUCUUUUCCUGCUUAAUCGGAAGAAUCAUCAGUUUUUGCACAGGGUGACGCAAUGUGAGAGGUUUGAUCUCCGUUGAACAGUGUCGCUCAAGCGUUGGCUGAUGAUUGGGAGCUGCAUGAUCUUGCUGCUUAAGUGUGACAAGAUGGAGGGGCAAAUAGCAAUGGAUAUCAGCGCCUGUGCUUUGAAAGCUUACGGCAGUUUGAAAAAGUCUGGCAAGCCCUCGGGACAGGAGUUUACAUGCUUGGCCGCCAUAGUUGCAACUUCAUCGGACUGCAAAUCAGAGUCCUGGGUGGUCUCCAUUGGGACAGGCACAAAGUGCCUGGGCAGGAGCAGGCUCAGCCCUGCGGGGGACGUCGUCAACGAUUCUCAUGCGGAAGUGAUUGCCAAGAGGGGCCUGCAGAGGCUGCUGUACCGCGACCUUGAAGUGCUCCUCUCGGAAGCAACAGACGACACGGAUGAUGUGAAGGUUGACAAGCGGAGAGCUGGGCAAGGGCCGCUCUUACUGUGCAUGAAAGUUGCAGACGAAGGCACGGAGGAAGAGAGGAAGGCAUUCCGGCUGAAGCCUGGGCUUAAGCUGCAUCUGUACGUCAGCCAAGCGCCCUGCGGUGACGCCUGCAUCUCUUCGUCCUCGCAAUCUGCUGACUCAGAAACCGUUGGCGAAGCCCUCGUUGCCCUGUCUACCAACCAAUUCUCUGCUCACACCGAAUCCCUACCGAGCACCGAGCCGGAUACAGGCAAGGCGGGCGCUUCGGGGGCUGGAAAUUCGGUGCGCUUCACCGGGGCUAAGUUGGCGUACCUACCGGUCUCUGCCAAGCGAACUGACUUGCGGUUGGCAGAAGUUGAAAGUAGAUGUGAGCGGAGGUUUGCUGAAAAUGGAGUGCAAGAGCGUGAGAACCAGGAGGGGUGUGGCAGGGCAGACUGUCAAGGCAAUGGUGCGACCGAAUGGGGGAGUGGGUCAGAGAAAAGAGCUCCGGACAGCGGGGCUUGUACAAAGGUCGCCGGAAGAGAAGGAAUGACAGACUGGCACAAUGGACGUGUUUACAGCAGGAACUUGGCGGAAGAUGGUGACGUGGAACCGGAUGGAAAUAUGGGGCGAUUCGGGGGGGAUUCUGAGCAAAUGGUGGACGAAAUGAGUUGCGUAAAGGCAGUAACCAGUGAGGACGAGCUCCCCGAAAAGGAAAGAAGCAGGCAAGCAGGUUGCGCUAGUGAAGGUGUUGCCUCCGUCGAAAAGGAAGCAGGGACCUGUGGGGGAACCUCACAGCAAAUGCGCUCGACUAAAGCCAGCACGGGAUUUGGGGGCGUCCCAAGCGCCUUGAUGGAAGCAGAAACCCGGGGGAGUAUCUCCCAAACAGAGCACUCGGAAGACACUCGUGAGAUUGACGGCCAAGCGACAACCUCGGGGGGCAGAUUGCGACCAGGAGUGGAAGAAGAUGGCCGGCAGGGGCUGGGAAGUUCCGGUGACAACACGGAAGCGGAGGCCUCGGGGGGCCAAUCGCAACUAGCGGCGAAUGGAGAGGAAGAUCGGGUGGGGCAGGAAACGGGAUGGGUGACUUUGCAAGCGGCGGGGCUGGCGCGGCGGAAGCCGGGGCGGGGGGACCCAACGUUGUCCAUGAGCUGCAGCGAUAAGCUGGCCAAAUGGAACGUGCUGGGACUGCAAGGGGCCCUCCUGACGCACUUUUUGGCGGAGCCCAUUUACUUGUCGAGCGUUAUUGUAGCCCGGGACUCGCAGCUCGGCUUCGACGGAGAGGCGCUUUGGCGGGCGGUUCACGGCCGGGUGGCGGCGUGCGCGGCCGCGGCCGACUUGGCGCCUCCAUUCGCGUUCCAAAGACCUGUCAUCAUGGAAGCUCCGGAGGCUCCUGUUGAGCUCUCGCGGUGUCCGGAAAAUGAGGAUCGACCGGCUUGCGGGAACUCAAUCAGCUGGACGGCUGACGGAGGCCAUGAGGUCAUCCUGGGCGUCAUCGGCCGCAAGCAGGGGACCUCGGCCAAGGGGGCCCUGUCGCCCAAAACGCGCUCGGCGCUCUGCAGCGCCUCCAUGUUGGAGCGUUUCAAGCCCCUGUUGGCGUACUUUCCCCAUCGCGACCAUUUGCGAGCCGCCACGUGUCGCGAAGCAAAGGCCGCAGCUAGUGCCUACCAGGCCACGUGGCAAACGGUCCGUGCGCCGCCGAGCCCCCUCGCAGAUUGGCUACUUAAACCGAGAGAUAUGAGCGGCUUCUCGUAAAUGCAAGGAGGAGCUUCGCGUAAAUGUAGUCCGGAUCGAGCCUGUGUCGAGGAUGGCACUGACUGAAAUUGCAAGAGAUACAAACGACAAACGUUUCUUGGACGCGCGUUAGUAUUGGAUAGAGGGUGAGGACUGCUUUCUGAAGACUGGAACUUCGAUGAUGGAUGACUGACGAAAGGACGAAGUAGCAAGUGUCUCUCUCAAACUUGCGAGGAACAAGCCUGGUUUCCUGUACAUACUGAGCCGCAAAACCUGCUUACUGCCUGCU